Molecule: messenger RNA, 3357 nt
Organism: Alternaria viburni
Lineage: Eukaryota; Fungi; Ascomycota; Dothideomycetes; Pleosporales; Pleosporaceae
Exons: 3
Coding region: 1-3357 (1118 amino acids)
Molecular function (GO): protein binding
Source: RefSeq, a predicted model, not a curated record
AUGUUCGAGAACUUGUGCGCGCUCCCGGUGGAGCACGAUAUCUUUGUGCAGGCGAUCCACCCAGAGGAGCCUAUCAUAUCCGUCGGCUUGGCUAGCGGCCAUGUGCAGACCUUCAGGCUGCCCUCGGGCGCAAGCGACGACGACAAUGACGAGACGAUAGCUUCCGAAAAGGGCUUCGGCACCAUAGACAAGCUCUGGGACACACGGCGACACAAGGGAAGCUGUCGGACACUCGGAUACAGCGUCGAUGGCACGUCAUUGUACUCGGCAGGCACAGAUGGCAUGGUCAAGGUCGCAGACUGCAUGACUGGCCAGGUCACUGCGAAGAUUUGUGUACCGCUAGAUCCCGCGAAUGGCGGCAUCGAUGCGCCUACCCUCGUCUACGGGCUCUCUCCCCAAUCCCUCAUCCUCACCACCGACUCGGGCUCACUGCACAUCUACGACAUUAGGAACCUCAAGGGCGGCGAAAAGGUCUCCCUAAAGCCCGAAAACACACACCGCCCCCACGACGACUACGUUUCCUCCCUCACACCUCUACCGCCCACACAAGCGAGUACCAGCGGCUGGGCCAAGCAAUGGGUCACAACGGGAGGAAGCACACUGGCCGUCACGGAUCUGCGGAGAGGUGUCAUGGUCCGCAGUGAGGACCAGGAAGAAGAGUUGCUCAGUUCGUGCAUCGUGACUGGUCUACCAAAGAAGGGCUCAAGUGUAGGCGAGAAGGUCAUCGUUGGCGCAGGCGACGGUGUUCUCACACUCUGGGAGCGCGGAGUUUGGGAUGACCAAGACGAGCGCAUCAUCGUCGACCGCUCUAAGGGAGGCGGCGAGAGCCUCGACUCCCUCACUGUCGUACCAGACGGCGUUGGACCCGGCGGAAAGCACAUCGCCGUGGGGCUGGGCAACGGAGACAUUCGCUUUGCUAAGCUCGGCCCGAAUAAGGUUGUCGCAGAGCUCAAGCACGACGAGCUGGCUAAGGAGAGCGUCAUUGGUCUGGGUUUCGACGUCACUGGCCGCAUGAUCAGCAGUGGUGGAAAGACCGUCAAGGUCUGGGGCGAGCAGACCUGGCAGGACGUGGACGAAGACGACGAGGAGACCACCAACGGCAAGCGAGAUCACGAGAGCGAAGACAGCGACGAUAGCGACAAGGAUAUGGACGACAGCAGUGAGGACGAUGAGCCCAAGCAGAAGCGCAAGAGGAGAAAGAAGGGCAAAGGCGGACAAGCCAAGGGCCAUGAUGACUGCAACUGUUUCUUCUCUGCGCUUUCCAAAACAUCCAUCUUCCAGGCUGCUAGCCUUGAAGGGCCAGGCGGCGUAGAUGGGCAGCUCGAUGAGAUCGCUCAAACUCACGUCCAGGAUUUCGUGGUGCAGAAGUGGAGCCAGCGUGGCGACCCACCGCAUGAACCAUCAUCACAGCUCUACCAGCCUCUUGGAGAAGGCGAAAUCCGUGUCUUGGAGCUGCAUCCUGGAGAGCCUGGAAGUCCGCUGCGAGGCACUCUACAUAUCGUCAGCAUCGACUUUUCGCACCCUGCAAGAGAGGAGCAAUAUACACAGCCCUUCGACAAUCCAGCAAACACGAGUCGAAGAACCUUGACCUACACCAGACAUACCAAUCAUGCCGUAUCACUCGACACAGGCAAGCCGGUGUGGUACACUGCCCUCAGCUAUGUCUGGGGCCCACCAAUCUUCGAGGAUACCAUAUCCUUUGAACAUGGACAGUUGAACAUCUCCGCAAGCCUGGCGGGAGCUUUGAACCACUUGAGAUCGACUGAGCAUAGCGUUGUCUUGUGGACGGAUCAAAUAUGCAUCAAUCAGCCCGAUAUUGCGGAGAAGGUGCAGCAGAUCCCGUUGAUGGGCUUGGUCUACACACAUGCUACAAACACGCUCAUAUGGCUCGGUGAUGACGGUGAAGAGGACUCAGCUCUUGCGUUCGAUCUGAUGGAGACUAUCUUUGUGCGGUUACAAGGGACGGAUGCGCAAGUGACGCCAGCGGAUUUUGAGAGGCUGGAUUUUCCACCUAGCCUUGAUCGAGCGUGGUGGGCUGUUCGUCAAGUCCUGCGCCGCCCCUGGUUCGGCAGACUGUGGACCAUCCAGGAAGCCGUGCUUUCGCGACAUCUAUUCGUCAAAUGCGGCAAGGUUGAGGUGUGCUGGGACGACUUUGCUGCGUGGUGUCAUGAUCUGGCAGAAACGCAUGUGCUCGGCUGGCUGACUGGUAACGCUGAGCUGGAUAAGAAGUACAACACGAAAGCAGAUGUCAAAGCAUUGCCGCCGCAUGGUGCUGAUGUGGUGAACUCUGUUCAGGCAGAGCGCGUACAUGGCCUGACAAUCGUUACGAAAGAAGCAUUACUGACCAUUCUGGUUUCUACACGUUAUGCGCAGGCGACAAACCCCAAAGACAAGAUCUACGGUGUGCUGGGUAUAGCAGAUGCCGAUAUCGUACCCGACUACAAUCCCGAUGUUCCUGCGAGAGCGGUCUAUCACGAGGCCUGUCUGACGGAAGUACCUGAUCGCAUUUACGAACUAUUAAGCUGUGUCGAUCACGAACACCCGCUCCAGCCGUCUUGGGUCCCAGACUGGAGCACCCCACGCGUAACGGACGUAUUUGGCUAUUCGACAAGAUCUUGGGCUGUAUACUGCGCGGGUGGUAGGCCCGUCACCGGCGCGCAGCCACCCAAGGCUAUCGUGAGCGAAGAUAAGCAAGAGAUCACACUGAGCGGUAAAGCAUUCGACACCAUUGCCAUCCUAGGCAGUGUCAGUGAGGAUCCCUUUCUUGAUAUCGACAAUCCACAACGGGGCAAUCGUGAUUUAGCAUCUUACGCCGAGCUUGUCAUGGGCGCUGGUCGAACACACACAUACCUUUUACAAGGUAGUUCAACAUACGACGCCUUUCUACACACACUACUGGCGGGACGCGAUGGCUCUGGCGUUGCGCCACCAGAUGCAGACCACAGCGAGGUAUUCGGGCUCAUCCUAGAUGCCACGACAGGCAAGUCCCUAUGCCUACCUGGUCAGACUAUGAGCCAGCGGCGGCAGAAGGGUCACUUCAAUCUCGACAGUCUCAAGACCAGGAAGCCGGCAAAGACCCUGGAAGACUUGCAAACGGCGUACCGGGCCGCGUUGAAGAUGCGCCGCUUUGCUGUAACCGAGAAGGGCUACUUUGCAUUAGUGCCGAGGGGUGCGCAAGUCGGUGAUGAGCUCGCUGUCUUCGAUAGGGCAUGUGUACCUUUUGUGAUCAGGAAGCAGCAAGUCGAAGGAGUUGCCGAGAAAUUUGAGCUGCUUGGUGAAACUUACGUCCAUGGUAUUAUGAAGGGCGAAGUGUUGGCCAAGGAAGACAUUGAGCUUCAAGACAUCACGCUUGCUUGA